Doryrhamphus excisus (bluestripe pipefish) is the source of this 2017-nucleotide messenger RNA. It is a transcript of the gene dcdc2b, whose product is annotated as doublecortin domain containing 2B. Gene Ontology annotation, cellular component: microtubule; microtubule organizing center. Gene Ontology annotation, biological process: intracellular signal transduction. The record is from RefSeq and is a predicted model, not a curated record. NCBI's taxonomy places the organism in Eukaryota, Metazoa, Chordata, Actinopteri, Syngnathiformes, Syngnathidae.
AUUUGCACUGCUUAGUCAAGCCGGUGAGUGUGUGCAGUAUGUGUGUGUUAAUGUAUAGAAAUGGACAGGAUGUGGGUGUGUGUGGACUAGCUACCUCAGAGAUGGCCACCGGCACUGCCGCCACAACGGUGCUGCCCCCGGUGAAGAGCGUGGUGGUGUACAGGAAUGGAGACCCCUUCUUCAACGGUCGCAGGUUCGUGAUCAACCAGCGACAGGUGUCCACCAUGGAAGCCUUCCUCAACGAGGUGACCCAGAACAUCGGCGCCCCGCUGGCAGUUCGAGCCCUGUACACCCCCAGGCAGGGCCACAAGGUCACAGACUUCCAGGACCUUCAGACGGGGGCCCAGUAUGUCGCUGCGGGCUUUGAGAAGUUCAAGAAACUGGACUACGUGAAUACAGGGGUGAAAAAGCAGCCUGCAGCACGUGAUGACACUCAGGCCAAACUAAUCCAGAGGCCCAAUGUGUCAGCCAAAUGGAGGAAGUUUGUACCAGUACCGUGUAUAAUACACGUUUUCCGCAACGGAGACCUCCUGUGUGCACCAUUCCGAUUCAUCAUUCCCCGGAGCAUGCAGAGGGACCUGGAGCAGAUCCUGAGUAUGGUCACCGAGAAGGUCAGCUUACGGACCGGCGCUGUGCGUAGGCUGUGUUCCGUGGAGGGGGUGACGGUGACUUCGGCGGGGGAGCUAGAGACCGGCCGCUGCUACGUUGCCGUGGGAACCGAGAGGUUUAAGAAGCUUCCGUAUGUGGAGCUGCUGGUCUCGAAAGCCACGGAGAGGUAUUACCCAGGAAAGAGAAGAACACUGAGAAGAAAUGUGCACAAAAAGCCAGGAAGCGGACCAGAAGACCAGUGUAGUGACUACGCUCUUCUCAACUCUCCAGAGUCAGACAGUCGGAGGGUGAAGUCGACGGGUGAUGACGCGGCUCCUCCGCCCGCCCCGCAACAGCAACAGCAACACACGAGCGAUGGAGCAGAGGACGGCUCCCUAUUCUUUGCCAAGCCCGUCAGAAUCCGUAAAACUAGAGGAACCCCGAGACCACCCUUUGGCAACGGAACCGUCCAUCGCAGCGUUUUUAAACCGGGAGCACGGAGGAGGAGGGAGGAAGUCAGAGGAGCCGAGGAGGUGCAGGAGGAUGAGAAUACAGCCACGGAACUUCCUGUUGAUCAGAGAAUUGCAGAAAUAGUGGAGGAUGAAGAGCUGAACAACGCAAAUGAUGUGCUGCACGACACACUAAAAGUUUUGCUGCCAUCUGACCCUGACCAAGCGGAAAAGAUGAUAAUACAAAAUAAAGAAGAGGAGUUUAACACUGAAAAUUUGGAGUUCAACAAGAUGGCUUUGUCCUCGCCCAAUUCUCACAGCGACAUCCAGGAAAACUACUCACAGCAUCGGAAUGAAAAGGAGGAUCUAAAAGACACAGCGCCAUUAGAUGCAGUAACACAGAACCACCACCAGGGAGAGGGCUUAACUCAAGAUGUAACAUCAUCAUAGUAACUACUCUUUCUGUGCUGGACAAGUAUCGUUAAUAUUGUUUUCCUUAUUUUUUUGUUAUUAAAAUGUCUAUACAAAGUAGAACAAAGGCAACAGGAAGUGCAUUCUUGACUUCCUGACAGUAUGAAUGAACAAGAAAUUAAAAGUAUUGCAUUAAAUCUUUUUCUCAACAUUCAUUUACAUGUAGAUAUUGUCAGUGACGUUUCACUCUAAUAUGUCUAAAUUUAAUAUAACUAAAUUUGUAUGUGUUAAGAUGGUCUGUCUCUCUUCCUUUGAUAAUUCCCUUCUUUCUUGCCAUUUUGGAAGCAAAAAUGACUUUCUCCAGUACAAUGCCGUAAUUGCACCAACUGACGAGGCUUCUGCAGAACCGCUUUAAAAUGUUGAUCUAUUUUGGCAUCAAUAAAUACACAUUAUUUUUCAGUUGUGGGUAACCUUACCCUUUGUACCCUUUCAGGCUAUUGAUUGGACUUGAACGACUAGAAUUUCAAUAAAUAACUGGGAAAACUGUGUUGUUGUAAACCUUAUGACUA